Messenger RNA from Spinacia oleracea (spinach), 1298 nucleotides. RefSeq lists its product as uncharacterized. The record is from RefSeq and is a predicted model, not a curated record. Bases 149 to 904 code for a protein of 251 amino acids. Gene Ontology annotation, cellular component: NSL complex. The transcript is spliced from 2 exons. Lineage: Eukaryota; Viridiplantae; Streptophyta; Magnoliopsida; Caryophyllales; Amaranthaceae.
UAAAAAGAAAAAAGAAAAGAAAGCUGGCAUCUGACUGUUUCUCUCUCACUCCCCAAAAACCACCCGUAAAACCUCCCCAAAAUUCUCACCUACCCACCCGAAAACCCCGCACCAAAGAAACCCCAAACUCGACCGAGUCGACUCAGCCAUGGAAGGACCUUCUGGUUCUGGAGCACCAAUGGCCGAUCCAGAUGGAGACGACUCGCUCUUAGCGAACUCGGAGUUCUUAACUCGGCAGGAAGUAAUGCAACGGCGAGAGCGCAAAUUGAGGAAACUCGCCGAUUGUUACAGGGAUCAUUACUGGUCGUUAAUGGAGGAGGUGAGGCGAAAACAUAGGGAGUACUACUGGACGUACGGAAAGAGUCCUUGCAAGGAAGAAGGGGAUGAAGGUGAGGAGAGAGAAAACGGCGUCGCUAAUGGAAGUCUGGUGAACGGCAAUGGUGUCUCUAACGGUGGAAAUGGUGUCGUUAAUGGUAGCAAUGAUGAUGACGUUGGUGGUGGUAAUAAAUUAGAGGUAGGUUUCAAGCAUUGUUCUUAUAAUGGGUGUGAAGGGAAAGCUAUGGCGUUAACGCAGUUUUGUAUAUUGCAUAUCAUGCAUGAUAAAAAGCAGGUGCUCUACAUAAAAUGCAAAUAUCCGAAAUUGAGAUCUAGCAGGGAUGACGGACGGCUUGGCUCCCUUCUUUGUAACAAGGCUAUACUAAACUCAACAUCUCCUCCUUUCUGCAACAAACACACACUGGAGGCUAAGAAGCACAUCAGCCAAGCUUUGAAGAAAAACGGUGUUUCUGCUACGUUAUCUAACAAGGUAGCUUCCAAGUUCCAUCUUGUUGUAAAUGAGUACGUACAAUUGAUUCAAUCUAAGCGAAGAGAUAUUGCAAGAAGAAAUAUGGGUAACUUGCAGUAGAAAAAAACAGUGAUUACUUGAACAAACCCGAAAUCUACAUUUUUAUCAGUAAAUAUCAGUAUUUUAAUGUGCGUGAUGGAGCAAGACACUAGACAUACCCGAUCAAGAAACAACAGGACUUGUCUCAGCUUGAUGGUAGUGCGUAUGAUAGUUUUACGGUUUUACCCCCUCCCCCGUAUGUCUUCUAAUGUUCUUUUCUCGAGAGAUGGCCUGUUACUCUGUUGUUCGGGUUACUGUAACUCUGAUAGCAGGCGGGAACUGGGAAAGUGCAUGACCAAAUGAUCAGUUAGUUCAGUAUAUAAUUGCUGUAUAGAACAUGUUUUCGGCUAAGGUUUGAUACUUCUAAACUCGUUUGUAAUUAGUAUUGUUUAGUACUUCGUACUACCUUUCGAUC